UGUUUUUUCGAUUUCCGUUUUUUUUCUCAUUUAUUUUCCCCCAAACCGACGCCAUCCCCUUUUCUCCCCUCUCAACCCCUCGUCGUCGCCUCUCCGAUUCGCCGACUCCCUCAUGAACCGAUCUUUCCAAAAAACCUAAAAAUUUGCUCCGAGUUCUUUAGAUUUCGUUAGUUUCUGGCUCGAUUGUUUGGGAUUUGAUCGGAGAUGGCGGAUGUCGACACUUGACUCUGAAUCGGGGCAGUUUCUUGUUGAUUCUACAGAGCCAAAGAAACAGCCUGAGGUUAUGAUUGUGAGAUUUUGUGAUAUUGGGAGAUCUCUAGGGUUUGGUCUCGAAUGUUCUAUUGUGGUAGCCGGGAAGGACGAGAAGUUAUUAUCAUCAUGAUAAUCUGAUUUUGGACUGCAUGUGAUGUUUUCUCUCUUUACAGCAUGUUCUGAUCUUGAUUCCUUUUGUGGAUAGGCUAUGUUUUUCCUGAAUUUCAGCAGUGAGCAAUUUGAUGCCUUCAAGUCUAAGUAUCAUGAGGUGGCCUCAACCUUCAAAGGAAAGGGUAUAAGCUUUCUGAUUGGCGACCUUGAUGCCAGUCAAGGUGCUUUUCAGUAUUUCGGCCUUAAAGAAGACCAAGUACCUCUUGUUGUCAUACAAGAAAAUGAUGGGAAGAAAUAUCUUAAGCCAAACGUGGAACCUGAUCAGAUAUCCACCUGGUUGAAGGAGUACACGGAGGGCAGCUUAAAACCAUUCAGAAAAUCAGAGCCAAUUCCUGAGGUUAACAAUGAACCUGUCAAGGUGGUGGUUGCUGAUAACCUGCAUGAUGUGGUUAACUCAGGGAAAAAUGUACUAUCUAAGCUUGAACCGGUCAAGAUGUUGCAUGAAAGGAAUAUGUACAGGAAGGAGCCCAGAGGAAGCAACCUGAAUGGGGAUUGCAAGCUCUCCCCACUUGGGGAUGGCAAAUGCAUCGGCAAGCCACAUUGUCAUUGUUCUCUUCUGCAGCAACAUCAAGAUUCUCGACUAACUUGUUUGUGUUUGAGGAUUUGGUACGUGGUAUAUUCACCUGAAUCUGGUACGUGGAACCACAUUCCAGAGAGCAGGAAAACCUUCACUUCUGAAGCAUUUGAAUUUAAGAGGGAGCAAAUUUGCACUCAAUAUAACCAAUUUUACUGCUCUCGAGACUGUUUUACUUGAAGAUAUAUAUAUCUUACAGAUGAUGAUGUGGGCAAUUUAUUAACAAGUUGUUUGUUCCUUAAGAGAUUGGAUCUCAUAACAUGUCGCAGUUUUUUCACUCUGAACAUCAUGGGACCAUUCUCGCGACUCAAGAUUCUGAAUGUGAGGCAUUGCAACCAACUUGUUGAGAUAGGAAUUUGUGCUUCAAAUCUUAUGGAAUUUAGAUAUCUUGGACAGCUAAUAUGUUUCUCUCUGAGAGAAGUUUCCAAAUUGGUAACAGUGGAGAUCAAAAUUAAAGAAGAUGUCUGCGAUAUCAGCUCUGAAUGUUGCUUAACAUGCAGGGGGAAGAGGCUACACAGUAUCUCAUAGGGAACAAAGAUAAAUUUCAAGCUGUUGGGUAUGUUUCAGAGACCCAAGGCUAUCAGACUUCCACCUAUGUCGGCGAUAAAAUUUAUUUAAUUGGAGGAUCUGAGGAAUAUGCUGGCUCAGUGAUUGGAGUCAAAAUUCUUGAUAAGUUAACAUGAAAAUUGUGAGAUUCAAUCUCAACUAAUUCUUGCUCAUUUGCUACUUUAGCAUAUAGUGUUUAAUUAUUUAAAUUUUCAUGGAAUUGGGAGGUCUUUUCCUACUACAUUGGGUACCAAGCCCAUUUCAUCUGAAUGCCACUCAGAAGUUCUUAUAAAUAAAAAUCAGAUCUUGAUCCUUAAGGGGAGGUCUCAUCUUGCUGAUUGAAGCUACUUUCUUGAGGUUUGUAAUCUUCAUAUUAUUUUCAUCUUCUAUUUCAGACUUUAUGAAAUUGACGGUUUAUAGUUAAUUGCUUGAUAUGAUUUGAAUAAUGACAUAUCAUUAGAAAACAACAUAAGAAUCUCAACAGAUUUACAUAGAGGAUGGUGGAUUUGAUAGCAUAUUUGAACAUCCUUAGAGGUUACUAUUGAAUAUGGUGAAGACAGAUCAAAUGCAUUGGCCAAAUGCAUGAAUUCGAAAUCUACAUGUGUAAUUUAUGUGAAAUCAUUGGUAGCUAAUCAUCGGCAAUACAACAUUGUGUUAGCAUAUUUCGUAGGAUAUGUAUUUUGAUGGUAGUUCCAAUUCAAUCAAAUAGUCAUAAAAGAGCAAAAUAGGUGAAUUCGAACAGAAGUGGUAGUUUGGAGUAAGGCGUCAGAGGCAGUGGCCUAAAUCUAAUUGUAAUCAGUGGCCCCUCAAGAGUCGGCAAGGGAACUCUGAUAUCAAAGCUAAUGAAAGAAUACCCAUCAAUGUUUGGGUUUUCUGUAAGCCACACAAGUCGAGCUCCGAGAGAGAUAGAAGUCAAUGGGGUUCACUACCAUUUCACUGAACAAAGCCUAAUGGAGAAAGCUAUACAAGAAGGGAGAUUCCUUAAAUCUGCAUCAGUACAUGGUAAUCUUUAUGGCACGACCAUUGAGGCAGUUGAAGCAGUAACAGAUUCUGGCAAUGUAAAAAUUUGAAUACCCCUUGUAUAUAUGAGAUUUUAGAGUGUUUUAAAAAGCAUAACUCACUAUGCAGACAUACAUUCUAUUAUAUUGUAAAUCUUAUGUAGUGUAGUUGUGUCUUGUUGUGCUUUAUGUAGGGGAACAGAAACUUAGGAACAAGUUCAAAAGAGUCUAAGAAAUGCAAAAGCUGGGCUCGAGCAAGGAAGAGGCCAAGGUUUUUUUUGACCAUGUAUUGGUUAAUGAUGACCUUGAAACGUGCUAUCAGAAUAUGAAAUUUCUUUUUUCACCUUCCCUCUUUACAUAAAGUCGUACAUUUCAAUAUUCUAAAGUCUUAUGUUUUGUCGAACAUUUCUCUAAUAAAACAUACAUUUCAUGCAGAUAUUACUUGCCCUAGAUGAAACCCCUAAUGUCUCUAAUGAGUCAAGUAAAAUUUAUAUUACUAAUGGUUCAUUUAUUUUUCUUUUCAUUUCUUUGUUCCAGUUUGUUGAAAUUAUAAAUUUUUAAUAAUAUCAUUAAUGCU
Molecule: messenger RNA, 3118 nt
Organism: Asparagus officinalis (garden asparagus)
Lineage: Eukaryota; Viridiplantae; Streptophyta; Magnoliopsida; Asparagales; Asparagaceae
Product: protein disulfide-isomerase-like
Exons: 9
Coding region: 461-1177 (238 amino acids)
Biological process (GO): response to endoplasmic reticulum stress; protein folding
Cellular component (GO): endoplasmic reticulum
Molecular function (GO): protein disulfide isomerase activity
Source: RefSeq, a predicted model, not a curated record